AUUGUUAACAUCGGCAAUAAACUUCCUGUUGGGAAACGUGAUUAUAAAACAUGGUCCAAGAACAUUUAGUCCUUGAACACUGAAAAUGUUUCGUUGCUGCAUAUUGCGUGUUCCAGCUGUACCUCGUUCUUCAAACACACCGUUCUUAGUUGCACCACAGCUUCGAAAUGCAAUAAAACAGCCCAGCUAUGGAACUUGCAGGUUUUCUACCCUGAUGUCAAAACAAUGCAGAUCAUUAAGACAGAGUACACAGUUAAGCAGUCUCCAGUUUUUAAGGAGAACUGGAACAUCCUCUGUGAACAGUACAGUAAAGCAGGGUCUAGCUGACGGACUGUCAGACAGGGCAAGGAAGGCAGUGGGAUGGUGGUUGUUUGGGUGUGCUGGCAUGUGUUUUGGAGCAGUGGCACUGGGAGGGGUCACCAGGCUCACAGAAUCUGGUCUGUCCAUGGUUGACUGGAAGUUGUUUGGACGGCCACCGCCACGGUCCUCUGCUGAGUGGGAAGAAGAGUUCAACAAAUACAAGGCAUUUCCAGAGUAUCAGUACCAUGUUGCAGAGAAAGGGGAAAUGUCUCUUGGUGAGUUCAAAUUUAUCUGGUUGAUGGAGUACACACACCGUAUGUGGGGGCGAACCAUAGGUGUGGUGUUCCUGUUGCCUGCAAUUUUCUUCUGGAGUAAAGGCUGGAUCACAAAACCCAUGAAACCCAGGAUAGGGAUAUAUGGUGGACUGCUGCUGUUCCAGGGUCUGCUGGGUUGGUACAUGGUGAAGAGUGGACUGAAGGAAAAGAAAGAUCCAAACUGGAUUCCAAGAGUUAGCCAGUACAGACUUGCUUCACAUCUGGGGUCAGCCUUCAUCCUGUAUUCACUGUUUCUGUGGGGAUCCCUGUCUCAUCUACUUACUCCUCAGAUGGUGUCGGGUGCUAUUCCAGGUCUUAGAAAGCUGCAAGGACUGGCCCAUGCAAAUUUAGCUUUAAUUUUUCUCACAGCAAUGUCAGGGGCUUUUGUGGCAGGUUUGGAUGCAGGACUUGUGUACAAUUCUUGGCCAAAGAUGGCUGACAAAUGGAUACCAGAUGAUAUUUUGGCUCAAAGUCCAAAAUGGAAGAACAUUUUUGAAAAUGCAACCACAGUUCAGUUCAACCACAGGCACUUGGGAGAGCUAACUGCCACUAGCAUCACGUUGUUUUGGUUGAUGAGCAGAAAGGUCCCCCUUCCACCCAGAGCAAGACUGGCAAUGAAUGCAUUGUUUGGAAUGGCCAUGAUACAGGUAUCUCUAGGCAUCACCACUCUGCUGACCUAUGUCCCCACACACCUGGCAGCUACACACCAGUCUGGCUCUCUGGUACUACUAAGUAUUGGGAUCUGGCUCAUGCAGGAACUGAAGAGGCUGCCCAAGUAAAAGAUGUAUAAAAGACUGCUGGGAGGUUUUAUAGUUUGGCCAUAAAGGAUGAUAUCAAAUGUAUGUGUAUUUUGUUUUGAAAAGAUAUGGUACAGAUGACACAUUGGCAUUAUGUUUUUAGAGCAUGUUCAAGUGAAUCUUUGCUGGAAAACAGUGUUUUUCAUCUUACAAGAUCUGUCUACUUGAUAAGCCAGUGGUUAAAACAAACAUAUCAGAAUGUGCUGGAUGUGCUGAUAUUUUUCUCUGAAAAUAUAUUGUUUCCAAAAGACAGGUAUCUUUAUUAUGAAUUUUGAAUUUGAAUGAAUGAAUUAAUCGGAGUAGUCAGAUAGAUCUGUUUGAAUUAGGAGUGAUGAACAUGCCAUUGUGUACAUGUUUGAAUUGGUUCAAGCGAGAUUUGGCACUGAAACUUUAUUGGGAAUUAGCUCGUGACCCAUCAAAAUGCAGUGAUAAAGCUUUAUUCUUUUCUUUUGGUUGUGAGCUGCAAUGUGGUAUCUUAAUUUUGUUUGCUUGUGAUCUGGCAGUGUGGCUCUAUUGGUAGUAAGAAGUGUAGCUGUGUGGGUAUUGGCUUGCCAUGCCACCCAGUGAGAUGCAGUAGGCCUGUAACGUGUAUAGCUAUAUUUGGUGUGGCUGAAGGACUCUGCUUUUGAAGUACUGCAACUGUAAAAGGUUUUAGUUUCUGACCAAGGACAUGAAUUCAAAUUGCUUGUGUUAUACUUGAGCUUAUGCCCUAUAGUGUGAGCAGCUAGUUUUUGAUAUUAUGUGUGAAAUAUGUCAUUAUUUGAUGCAUGUUAUCUUUUCUUGAAUAAUGAAUUGUUCCCAUGGCGAUAAAUCUCACAUUUUUAUUACACAUUAAAUAAGGCUAUGUUUCAGGUGUAAAGUGUUGGUGAAUACUUAAAGGGAUAGUAACUCUUCAUAUGAUAUCUAUAUUUCACAUUAAAAACAUUGUACACAACUCAUAGAAAUAUAAUAUAUUCUGUUU
This is a messenger RNA of Lingula anatina, 2372 nucleotides long. RefSeq names its product heme A synthase COX15. The record is from RefSeq and is a predicted model, not a curated record. Gene Ontology annotation, cellular component: mitochondrial inner membrane. NCBI's taxonomy places the organism in Eukaryota, Metazoa, Brachiopoda, Lingulata, Lingulida, Lingulidae. Gene Ontology annotation, molecular function: oxidoreductase activity, acting on NAD(P)H, heme protein as acceptor. Gene Ontology annotation, biological process: heme A biosynthetic process.